Mytilinidion resinicola is the source of this 1494-nucleotide messenger RNA. Its product is annotated as alcohol oxidase. Bases 1 to 1494 code for a protein of 497 amino acids. Gene Ontology annotation, molecular function: oxidoreductase activity, acting on CH-OH group of donors; flavin adenine dinucleotide binding. The transcript is spliced from 6 exons. NCBI's taxonomy places the organism in Eukaryota, Fungi, Ascomycota, Dothideomycetes, Mytilinidiales, Mytilinidiaceae. The record is from RefSeq and is a predicted model, not a curated record.
AUGAUCUAUUCCGAAGAAUCGUUCGAUUUCGUCAUAAUCGGCGGCGGCACCGCUGGCGCAAACCGCAACUUGGAUCCAAAGAUCCAAGUACCAGGAUCUGUGACACAACUAUUCAGAGAUGUGGAAUAUGACUGGUCUUUCAACACCGUGCCUCAGGAAUCCCUCAAUGAACGAGCGAUAAACCACCCUCCGGGGAAAGUUUUCGGCGGUUCCAGCGCCACCAACGCCAUUGGCUGGAACCGCGACAACAUGACCCGAGCUCGACUCGACAUCGAUUACAUGGAUUAUAAGCUUUAUGGGAAGGACGGGCCAAUUCAAACCGCCAUCUCCAAUUUCACCAUGCCCCUGACGAGACUCCUAGGCGCGACGCUGAAGAAUCUGGGCCACAAGGCGACGAAAGACCCUAUUUCUGGCGAGGCGGUUGGUGCGUAUAGUUGCCCGAGUUUCAUCGAUCCGAGAUCUGCUACGAGAAGCCAUGCGGGAGUGGCAUAUUACGACCCGGUUAAGUCGAGGCCGAAUCUACAUCUAAAGGAGAAUGCGCUAGUCGAGAAGAUUGUCCUCGAGAAACUAACGGACGGAUCUGUUAUCGCCACUGAGUCCACAUUCGGCAGCCCAGCUCUCCUAGAGCUCUCCGGAAUCGGCGACCCAGCUCUCCUCACAUCUCUCGGAAUCGACGUCGUCAUCCCAAACCUAAACGUCGGCGAGAACCUCCAAAACCAUGUCAUGACCACCGUAACCGCCGAAGUCCUCAACCCCGACGACUCCCUCGACUCCCUCGGCGACCCAGCAAAACUAGCCACAGCCAUCGAAGCCUACACAACCCACCAAACCGGCCCCCUCUCCGCCGGCUUCAGCGCAACAUCCUACCUCCCCCCCACCCCAACCCCUCUCCCCCGCCUAGCAAAUCCAAUCCCACCGCCUCGCCACCACCCUCCUCUCCCCGAUCGCCACCCCGCUCUCACUCAGCGCCGCCGCCGCCGAGAUUUACCCCGUCUACUCCCCUCCGGCACAAACCUCAUCUCCCUCGUCCCCGCCCUCAUGCACCCCCUCUCUCGCGGCACCGUGCACAUCACUUCCGCCUCCCCGACCGUCUAUCCGGCCAUCAACCCAAACUACCUCUCGCACCCGCUCGACCUCGAGCUCUUCGCGCGCGGCCUGCUCUACUGCAGCACCGUCCUCGCCCCGCAGUCCCUGGCCGCGCUGCUUAAAGAGGGCGGGAAGGGGAUGCCCGAGCGGCGGCUCGCGACGCUGGCAGAGGCGCGGGCGUAUGCGCGGGAGCGCGCGGGGACGAUGUUCCAUCCGUGCGGGACGUGUGCGAUGAUGCCGCGGGAGGGGGGAGCGGUGGUGGGGGAGCGGUUGGUGGUGCAUGGGGCACGGAAUUUGAGGGUUGUGGAUGCGAGUGUGUUCCCGGUGAUCGUGAAGGGGCCGGUGACGAGUAGUGUGUUUGCGGUCGCGGAGCGGGCUGCGGAUCUGGUGAGGGGAGAGUUGGGGUAG